This is a messenger RNA of Amphibalanus amphitrite, 414 nucleotides long. RefSeq names its product histone H4. The record is from RefSeq and is a predicted model, not a curated record. The coding region runs from base 48 to 359 and encodes 103 amino acids. Gene Ontology annotation, biological process: nucleosome assembly. NCBI's taxonomy places the organism in Eukaryota, Metazoa, Arthropoda, Thecostraca, Balanomorpha, Balanidae. The transcript has a single exon. Gene Ontology annotation, cellular component: nucleosome. Gene Ontology annotation, molecular function: DNA binding; structural constituent of chromatin; protein heterodimerization activity.
CGAACCUACCUGGCGCUGAAGGUAGGUACCACCAAUUACUCGCCAAGAUGACGGGACGUGGCAAGGGCGGCAAAGGAUUGGGUAAAGGAGGAGCUAAGCGGCAUCGUAAAGUUUUGCGUGAUAACAUUCAAGGAAUCACCAAACCUGCUAUUCGACGCCUGGCUCGUCGUGGCGGUGUCAAGCGCAUCAGCGGCCUCAUCUACGAGGAGACGCGCGGCGUUCUCAAAGUGUUCCUGGAGAACGUCAUCCGCGACGCUGUCACCUAUACCGAGCACGCCAAGCGCAAGACGGUGACCGCCAUGGACGUCGUCUACGCUCUGAAGCGCCAGGGCCGCACACUGUACGGCUUCGGCGGUUAAGCGGAAUGCCUCGCGACGAAAGCCCCACGAACAACAGGCCUUUUUAAAGGCCACA